Molecule: messenger RNA, 12389 nt
Organism: Lytechinus pictus (painted urchin)
Lineage: Eukaryota; Metazoa; Echinodermata; Echinoidea; Temnopleuroida; Toxopneustidae
Product: low-density lipoprotein receptor-related protein 2-like
Exons: 48
Coding region: 372-8138 (2588 amino acids)
Cellular component (GO): plasma membrane
Molecular function (GO): protein binding
Source: RefSeq, a predicted model, not a curated record
UAAAAGAUGUAAAUCCUAUUAUCGAUGGCAUUGAGCUGGAGACGUACGAACCCGCUAAGGGGAGCGUCUUCCGUCAGCCCGAUGAUGCCGAUACGGGAUCCAUCGGGAACGAGUUCCAUCCCGAAGCUCAGCGGCAAAACUCGAGGAAAAAGACCCUGCUGAAAGGUUUCAUUGCGGUGGCAAUCAUCGUCGCCAUCGUCGUCGUAAUCGUCUGCCUUGUCAUCUUCCUGGGUCCAAAAACCAAAGGGUCCACAACAACGGCACCAACAAGGGUGACACCAACAGGAACUACGCCAACAGGAACAACCCCUCCUGGUACCGUUAUUCCUACUAUUAUACCUGGGGUAUCUAUUGGCGAUGUGAAUAUCGAAAUGACUGCCACCUUGAAUGGAGUUGCUUUUAGGCAAGAGUUUAAUGACCCCUCAUCUACUGAAUACAUGGAGUUUGUGAGCAAGGCAGAAGCCGAGAUCAUGAACGGGCUGCAGAAUAACCAGAUCGGAGGUUACGUAAUGAGUGCAAGUGUGACCAGCUUGAGUCCCGGAAGUGUGGUCAUGGGUGUAGCGGUUGGAGUGUCGGGUGAGAUCGGGAUGACUCUGUCCCAGGAAGCUACGAACACCACAUCAGCCUUCGACGUUCAACUAGCCGUAGCCAACCUGGUAUCUACCUCCAUCAACGAUGCUGUUACGACCACUCUUUCAAAUAAUGCUCAACUUGGAUCGUCAAAUGCCGAGGUUGAUAUCUCACAAGUAAUUGUUCCAGUUACGGCCGGUGGCACAGAUCUCCCAAAUGAAGUUACACCAGGGGGGACUUGCGAUGACGGCUUUUUCCGCUGCUCUGACGGUCUCUGCAUCCAUGAAUCAUUACGAUGUGAUUACCAGGAUCAUUGUAUAACAGGGGAGGAUGAGCUACUAUGUGGAGAGUGCACCAGUGACCAAUUUGAAUGUGGAAAUGGCAAAUGCAUACCGGAGUACUUUGUAUGUAAUUAUCUUCCUGAAUGCCAAGAUUUCGAAGAUGAGACUGGAUGUGGUCAAGGAGAGAAAGUAAACAUCACUCUUGUUCAAGGGACACCGAUGCUCGUCCAGAACCCGUCAUAUCCCAACCCGUACCCUGCUCUUGAGAACCGUUACUGGGCUAUCACCACCGAGGACCCUGACCUCAUCAUCGGAUACACUUUCAUCGAUAUCGAACUGAGACUAGGAGCCGUCUUGAACUUUGAAAACGGAACGGAUGUGAGUCACCCUGUGAACGAUUUGGCGAGUUAUAAUUACCGCUUCCAACCAGAAGGUGUCUUUGCUCUACAAACCAAUGCGGCGUUUAUGUUCUUCUAUCCCGGACCGUACCCGGGAGGGCGUGGCUUCCAAAUUGAACUCAAUGCUAUUGAACCGUCCACUUUCACACCAGCACCAUGCGUAGAUGGACAAUUCCAAUGCGCCAGCGAUGGAGAGUGUAUUCCCAGCUACUGGCAGUGUGAUUAUAUUGUUGAUUGCGCAGAUGAAACAGACGAGGAUGUCCAGGUUUGCGCCAAUCUGCCGGCUCCAGGAGAGUGUGUGGAAGGCAACCACCAGUACCAAUGUGAUGACGGUUCAUGCAUCCACAAUUCCUGGAAAUGUGAUUGGUAUGAAGAUUGCCCCGGAGGAGAGGAUGAGUUAUACUGCGACUGUGACCAAAGUAAUUCAUUUCAAUGUGUACCCACCGACAGGUGCAUUCCAGACUUUUGGGUCUGUAACUGGUUCUUUGACUGUGAAAACGGAGCAGAUGAAACAGUAUGUGGAGGGCCAGACUCUACAGAUGCAAGGUUUUUAAGCCCUGGGGAGUCUUUUAACUUUACUUCGCCCAACUAUCCAAAUGAAUACGGUGCCAAUGUGUACUAUCUUUACACCUUCGAGACCAGUCAAAGCUAUCAAAUUCAGAUCGAUGUCUAUCAAUUUUCCACUGCCCUCGGAGGGUUCACAACUAUUGGCGAUGGGCUCGAUCCAACCAAUCACAACUCUGCUCUUGCCUAUCUGAACCACUAUACCCAAGUCCCAACCUCUUCAACAAUAAGAGUUACGUCGACUUCGUAUACACUCUGGCUGGAGAUUCACGGAGGCCCGUAUGGAUUUGAUGUGUUGUAUGCAUCGGCAACCUCGAUACCGCUUACUUGUGAAGCGGACGAGUACAUAUGCCCUGGGUACUGCAUUCCUGGUGAUUUUGAGUGUGAUUUCUGGCAUGACUGUCUCAACGGAGAGGACGAGAUGGGAUGUGGUCAUGAAGAAAGGAUCAAUGAAUACACCCUCGACCUGGACAGUUCUCAGGUAUUUACGUCACCGAACUACUCCUCCCCUUACGUGGGCGACCACGGGCUGUACUACUGGUCGUUCGAUGGAUCGGCCGUGGAAGGCGAUUACAUCAUCCGGUUCACCUUCCACCCCUACAACAUCAGUGCUUCGUCGUACGUCGCCUUCGGGAGCGGCCUGGACUUCACCAACCAAAGCUCUUUCUACGCCGUUUAUGGAGGACAGGAUGACCUUGACCUUCAUCAUCAUUACUCCGCGGAGAACCAGGUGUGGGUGGAGUUCUACGUGGGCGGGGAAAGCACUUCCUACCCCGGUUUCUCUGCUACGGCUGAACUCAUUUUGCGUUCGGACCAAUGUGCUGAAAACCAGUUCCAAUGCCCUGACUUAACCUGUAUACCUCUAUUCUACCAAUGUGACUUUUAUCCUGAUUGUGUGCCUGGCUAUACCGAUGAACUUCUUUGCCCGCAUCCUCCCGUUGUUCACCAGGAGAUUAUCCUGGAAACUUCCUACGACUUCACGUCCCCUCUCUAUCCUGCAAGCUAUCCCGGCAACAGCACGUUCUUCCCCUACACCUUCUCAUCCCCCGACCCAAGCAAGCACAUCAUGUUUGAGUUCUCCGUCUUCCAAGUCGGCCUAGGCGGCGCUCUCUCGUUCGGGACGGGGCACGAUUAUUUCAACUUCCCGUCAACUUUCGACGUGUUCCACUCAAACGUGGCUCCUACGACUGUGUAUGCACAAUCGGACCAGGUGUGGGUGGAAUUCUUUUCCGGUUUUACCGACGGUCAGGGAUUCCGCGCGACCGUCUCGACGUAUCCUGCUGGUCUCAUCCCUCCCACGGUGGUCUGUGAUUCUAGCCAAUGGGCAUGUCACGAUGGACUGUACUGUAUUCCACUAAGCUAUCGAUGUGAUGGUCAUCAGGACUGUCCCUCCAACGGAGAAGACGAACAUGGAUGUCCUAAUUCAAACUGCAGAGAGUACCAGUUUGAAUGUAAAAAUGGAGCAUGCCUUCCUGAGCAUUCCCAGUGUAACGGCCUAGAGCAGUGCUCAGAAGGAGAAGAUGAAAUAGGCUGCGGGCAUCAAGGAGAAUGCACUGAUCAACAGUUCCGAUGUACUAACGGCACGUGUAUUCCGGGCCAUCAGAGAUGUAAUUACUUUGAAGAUUGCCUAGAUGGAUCUGACGAGAGUCAAGCAGAAUGUGGACCCUGUAAUAACCUGGAUUCCUACACUUGCAAUGCCGGUAACUGCAUCCCUCUCUACUGGCGGUGUGAUUUCUACAUUGACUGUUACGAUGGCGAUGAUGAAAUGCAAUGCCAUUUCCUCAAUGAUCCAACCAACAUCACAUUGGCAGUGGGUGAACAAACCAACAUCACCUCCCAGAACUGGCCCGACUCUGCCGACCCGGCCAUCUACCAACUCUGGCAUAUCACCGCCCCCGAGGGUGCGCUGAUCCACGUCGACUUCCUUGAUUACGACCUCGGCGUCCAGUCUUUUAUCGUCUUCUCCGAUGGUCAUAUGGUGGGCGACCACUCCAAUGAAUGGGCGUACUAUGGCUACCGGUUCAAUCCCGAAAUCCUUCUCUCUCACAAUAACACCGUCUCGGUGCAGUAUUUCAGCGGAGCCUACGUCGGAACCCGAGGCUUCUUCAUCUCGAUGAGGGCAGUGCAUGGUGGCCAUGUCCAUCCUGCGUGUGCGGACACAGCUUAUCAAUGCGCUGUUGAUUCUGAGUGCAUCCCCCGAUGGUGGUUAUGUGACGGGUAUCCAGAUUGCUUAGAAGGAGAAGAUGAAGCAAACUGCACAUACUCCCCUGCAGGCGAGUGUGGUGUCCAUGCAGAUGAGUACAAAUGCAAUAACACAGACAUAUGCUUCCCGGGUGCUUUCAGAUGUGACUACAUGCCAGAUUGCCCAGAACAUGAUGAUGAAUUCAACUGUAAUUGCACAGGGAAUGAAUUCAAAUGCUUGAGGAAUGGUCAAUGUCUUCCAAACCACUUUGCAUGUGAUUUCUACUACAACUGUGGCCCGGAAGACAGAUCAGAUGAAAUCGAAGGAUGCGGAACACCAAAUUCAUUAAUUACAAAGAACCUUCAACUGGAACAGCUUUACACCAUCUUAUCGACCAACUACCCAAACCCGUACCCACCGAGAGACUAUCUGGUCUCCAUUAUCUCUGCCCCUGAUGAUUACGUUGUCCGUGUGAUAUUCAACGAUUUCUCCAUCGAUUGGAAAGGUUUCCUCGCGUUCGGUCACGGCAGUGAUUACCACGAUCACGAUCAAGCUUUUGCCGUGUACAACCAUCAUGACAAGAAUCCAGUGAACUUCUACACACCCACCAAUCAGUUCUAUAUUGUCUUCCAUGGCGGUCCCUAUGGGCAAUCCACCGGUUACAAUAUCAGUAUGAUCCCGAUAGAAAAAACAGCCACUCCAACUGUGAUUCCACCUGGUACGUGUGAGCCAGGGCAGUUUGCUUGCUUUGACGGAACGUGCUACCCUGGGAUAUAUGAGUGUGAUGACAUCGUUGACUGUGAUCAAGGCGAAGAUGAGGCAAGGUGUUACGCAACCGGAGGUACCUGUCAGUCGCAUCAGUUCACAUGUAACGAUGGUUCUUGUAUCCAUGGCGACUGGAGGUGUGAUGAAUUCUUCGACUGUGCUGGCGGAGAAGAUGAACAAGAUUGUCCCUUCAGAUGCUUCCCGGGCCAGUUUCAAUGUGAGGUAACUGAAACGUGUAUUCCGCAGGGAUUCACUUGCGACUACUAUCCCGACUGCGCUGACGGCGCGGAUGAGAAAAUUUGUGGUACAUGUGGAGCAGGAUUUUUCAAUUGCAGUGACGGGGCCUGCAUCCCAGACUACUACGUUUGUGAUGCAUACAACGACUGUUUGACGGCGUUGGACGAGGAUAGCUGUGGUACCAUCGAAAACACUGAAUAUAUCACUCUUGGCGUCGGAGAGGAGCAAACCAUCCAAUCACCUGGCUAUCCCAAUGCCUCUGCCCACGAUGCGCAUUGCUACCUCGAAUGGAUCGUCAACGUUCCCGACGGCUAUGCCAUUCACCUAGUCGUCAACGACUUCUCGAUACCUCCCGCGGCCUGGCUUCAGAUGGGUACCGGUGACGAUGCCGACAACGACACCAGCCGCUAUGCUGUUUACUAUGCCAGCACCAACCCGAGGGAGAUCGUCCUCCCUGAUAGCACCGCCUGGAUCUCGUACCACUGCGGAGCGAUCGGGUUGGCGCGAGGUUUCUCUAUUACGAUCGGACCCACAGAUAUAACUACUCAUAACUACACUGCUUGUGAGGCGGGUGAAUUCCAGUGCAACGAUGGCCACUGUAUCCCAUCUCAUUAUCUCUGUGAUGAUUUCAAGGAUUGUUCGCAAGAAGAGGAUGAGAACCAUCUCUUGGGUCGUGUAAACUGCUCAUCGUUUAACCACUAUGAUUGUGGAACCUUUGCUUCAGAGUCACAGUAUGAAUGCCCAUCAGGACUUUGUAUACAUUCUGACUGGAGAUGUGAUGGCGAUUUCGAUUGUCCAUCAGGCGCAGACGAAACAAUGUGCGGACCUUGUCAGGAGACGGAGUUUGAGUGCCCUCACCAACAAUGCAUCUCAGGAAAUUUCAGAUGUAAUUUCUUCCUGAAUUGCCUGGGUGGCUUUGAUGAUGAACUCAACUGUGGAACACCAGAUACUACAACUUACAUCUACCUUAGACAGAACAGCACAAACAUAACGUCUGUAAACUACCCCUAUGACUACAAAUCAAACGAGAAUUAUGAGAUAAUUGUCAGCGUCGAUCCGAGCCGAGCGAUCCGCGUGAUCUUCUACGACAUUAAUCUCAGUAUUGACACCUACUUGGCUUUUGGGCAUGGUAACGACCCUGAGGACUUCGACAAUCUUUUUGAGUCGUAUUCUCAUCAAUCUACCGUGCCCGCAGAGUUCAAUUCAAUCACCAACGAGAUGUUUAUCAAGUUUCACUCUGGGCGGUAUGGAGGAAUGGCCGGCUAUUUGAUAGGGUUAGAAGAUGUAGACCCAACAGAUACAACCUUUGCACCAUGUGCUGAAGGUCGAUUCCAAUGUCCCGGUGACGGGGCGUGUAUACCCCUCAUUUGGGAAUGUGAUGGUGUAACUGAUUGCGGAUUCGCCGGAGAUGAAAUCAACUGCCAAGUCCCAGAAGGCGAACUUUGUCAGGAGCAUCACUUCACGUGCAAUAACUCACAGUGCAUCCGUGCCAGUUGGGAAUGUGACAACGUUGAAGACUGUUCUGAUGGUAGUGACGAGGAAAACUGCCCUUUCUUGGGGUGUGGCGCUUCUCCAUUUCUGUUUGAAUGUUCCGCCAGCCAGCAAUGCAUCCUUGGCUUUCGAACAUGUAACCACGUGGCAGACUGUGACUUGGGCGAAGAUGAGGCUAGUUGUGGUGACUGUCAAGAUGGGUUCUUUACGUGUUCCAAUGGAGGCUGUGUUCCAGAGUACUGGCGCUGCGACGGGGAUAACGAUUGCUUUGAUGGUGGCGAUGAGAGGAACUGUGGUGUCAUUGGAACUAUCGAGAACGUCGUUCUAACUCAGGGCGAGACACAGCAAGUCAGCUCACCAGGCUUCCCGAUGCGCUACGAAUCCCUCUGCUACGUCGGUUGGCAAGUCACCGUUCCGGUCGAUCGUUAUGUGCGCUUUGAGUUCGUGGGCUUCGAUCUGGCUCUGGCAUCGUAUGUCACCGUGGGAACAGGCCUCAACCACAGUGACCAUGACACGUUUGUAGCUGAAUUCCAUCACAGCCACGAGCCGAGGCAAUAUGUCGUCCAAAGCAACGAGGCCUGGCUUGAAUUCCACUGCGGACCGUUCGGAGGUGGAGACGGGUUCCAAAUUAUUAUAUCGGCCGUUGAUCCAGACACUUACAUCCAUCCAACUUGCCCUAGCAAUGAGUUUCAGUGUUCUGACGGGAAUUGCAUCGAGACCUUUGACCUUUGUAACGGAGUAAAGGAUUGUUUGGGAGGAGAGGACGAAGAUCAAGACUGCGAUAAUUUUGAUCAUUCUGAAUGCGGAACCAAUGACGACAAAUUUGUGUGUCAUACACCGCUAGGUCCCUAUUGCAUCUAUCCACAGUACAGGUGUGAUGGGAUACGGGAUUGUUUCUAUAGUGAGGAUGAAACAGAUUGUGAAUGUCAGGAAAAUGAAUUCCAGUGCGUCGAGACUAAGCGGUGUAUCAAUGCCAAAUACUACUGUGAUAACUUCCAGGAUUGUUCUCUUCCCGGUAUUGAGGAUAGAUCCGAUGAGAUGGGCUGCGCCAAUUUAAACAACACAGUGAGUUACAACUUGACCAAUCCUAUCAACAUCACAUCACCCAACUAUCCCGGAGACUAUCCGAAGAACGAUUACACCUUGACGCUUGUCACCGCGCCGGAAGGAAUGUUCGUGCGGGCACGAGUUUUAGAUCUUGCCGUCAGCCACUCCACGUUCAUCGUCUUCUUGAACAGCCAUGAUGCAGAGCCGGGAAAUUCCAAUUUCAUCGCGUCGUUGGGGUUCGGCGACGACGAAACAGAGAUACUUUCGGAUGGGAAUAUGAUGGCGAUUAAAUUCUACUCUGGUUUCUAUGCGCAAGCACGAGGUUACCUCAUAGAGCUUUCAUACAUGGACGAGGCGACAUGUGCCCCUGAUGAGUUUACGUGUGAAGUAGGUGGAUGUAUUGAUUACAGUGAUGUGUGCGAUCUUUUCCCGCAUUGCCCAACUUUUUCUGAUGAAAACAAUUGUCAAGUGCCAGCUGGAGAUCAGUGUCAUCCAUUGCUUUUCACUUGUAACGAUGGGAGGUGUAUAACCAUGGAGUGGAGAUGUGACGAAAUCAUUGACUGCUCGGACGCCGAAGACGAAGCAAACUGCACCAAUCCAUAAAUCGCUGCUCUCAUCUGGGUGUAGUCGCACAAAUCUUAGCGACUGAUCGUAUGAUUGAUUUUUUCACGAUUGAUUUCCCCAAUUGAUCGUAUGAUUGAAUUUCAAAAUUGAUCAUAUGAACAAUUUUCACAAUUGAUUGGAUUUCAAAAUUGAUCAUAUGAUCAAUUUUCACAAUUGAUCGUAUGAUUGAAUUUCAAAAUUGAUCAUAUGAACAAUUUUCACAAUUGAUUGAAUUUCAAAAUUGAUCAUAUGAUCAAUUUUCACAAUUGAUCGUAUGAUUGAAUUUCAAAAUUGAUCAUAUGAACAAGUUUCACAAUUCAUUGUGCAAUUGAAUUUCAGAAUUGAUCAUAUGAACAAUUUUCUCAAUUCGUUGUGCAGUUGACUUUCAUAAUUAAUCAUACAAUUGAAUUUUUAACAGUUCAUUGUGCAAUUGAAUUUCAAAAUUGAUCAUAUGAACAAUUUUCACAAUUUGUCAUGCAAUUGAAUUUCAGUAUCGAUCUUUUGAUUAAUUUUGAAAAUUGAUUGUCAAAAAAGCUCAGAACGACAUCAAAUCUUCUGAAAAGCCCCCCCCCCCAUCCGAAUCACUGUGUUAGCAGUGAUGAAACUGAUAGAAAAGUAUUCAUUGUAAAUAAUGAAGUAAUAACAAUUAUUCUGAAGAAUAUAGUGAUGUUGUUCAUGAUAAAAUACUGUAAUGAUAUAAUGAAAAUAAUCCUGAAGAAUAUAUUAAUAUUUUUUUUAAUAUGACAAUGAUAAUGAUAAAAAAAUUCUAAUGAUGAUGAUAAUAUGCAUGUAAUAUCAAUGCUCAUUAUUUUGUACGGAUUAAUAGUUUAACAUUGUGAACUCAAAAAAUAUGAACGUCAGGGGCCCAUCUAACAAAAAGUUGCGAUUGAUCCGAUCAAUCACAACUAUGGACGGCCAGCAACGUCGUCAUCUAUUAUGCAUGUUUGUUCAAAAUAUUUUCCAGCUAUGAUGUAUAUUCAUGCAUUCAUUGUUUCUUGAAAAUUCACUGUGCUUCUCUUUGUUUACGAAGGACAUUGUGCAAAUUUCCUGUAGAAAAAAAUUAUGACACUUACGGAUUUCCAUAGAGUUACAAUUGAUUGGACCAAUCAUAACUCUUUGUAAGACAGGGCCCAGCCCCGUCUUUCAAAGAUUCAUGAUUGAUCCAAUCUAUCAGUGUCAUCAUUUUUUUCUACAGGAAAAUUUGCAAAAUGUCCUUUGUAAAAAAAAAAGGAGAAUGCACCAAAUUGUCAAGAAAUCAAUGAAUUUAUGGAUAUACCUUCAUAUCUAAAAAUUUUUAAAAGAAACAUGCAUUUUAGAUGAUGACUUUGCUGACUUUCCAUAGUUGUGAUUGAUUGGAUCCAUCGCAACUCUUUGUAAGACUGGGCCCUGGAGUUAGGUACCUUGUCGAAAGUUAGCCAUGCGUCAUUCAAUGGCAAACGCCGGAAGCAGCCAUUCAUCACCGAUUCUCCCAUUUCAGAACAAUUGGGAGUGCAAGAAAGCCACUGUGAAAAGACACAUACAUGUAGUGCCUUCAUAGCAGGAAUAAGCCCCGCGUUAGCAUAUAUGUAUGAUACGUAUGUGCCGUGGUCGAAACCCCCUAAAUUUCUGUUCCAGAGCAUCACCAAUUUAGAAAUUCCAUAGAAAUUCCUAUUUUCCCCAUUCCAGAGACUUUGUGGUUUCUCGUUCCAGUGGGGCGCCAAUCAUGGACUACUCAGCUGGUCGGGGUGGCGAGCUCGAUCGACGCGGAGUCAUAUGAGUUCCGUUGACACCCAUUUUUUAUAUGGUCAGUUCCAGAGCAAUGCAUUUUUAGCAAUCGUUGAUUCAAGGGCCAUUCCGGAGACCCCCAUUUUAAAGACCAAUAUUUAGUUCCAGAGCCCCCUAUUUUCGACUUUGGUGUGGUACAUCUAUUAGGAAUCAUGUUAUUAUUCGAGUAGCCCCCCCCCCCCUCCCCCUUCCCGGAUUAAGAUCCAACACCAAAUUUUGACAAGGUACCUUCAACUUUGGUUUACAAUGAUUAGGAUACCAAUUGGUUUACACAGCAGUACUGAGUUCUCUUCUUUCAUAUGCUUACAUUGUCUUUCAUUAUUCAUGUUAUUUCUACUUAAGUUUUGCUCAUUUUUGCUUUCAUUUGAAUAUUUCUGUAUUUUACGAUUCAGCUGAUGCUGCAGAUCGAUCCUGAAAUGAAAAUAUCCAUUGUUGUUAUUAUUAUGAUUCUUAUUCAUGAUGUUAUUUUUGUUGUUUUAUUAUCGUCAUUACUAUGGCUGUACAAUGGGCCAAUGAAAUGGAUAUAUUGCAACUCUGAAAGAUCAGUGAAUAUAAUACUCGGUUUUGUGAUGACAUUUUAAUUUAAAAACUGAAGUAAUUGAUGCAUGCCACGGAUAAUUGCCUAAUGGCAGCGAUACUGUAGGAAUGCCCUGAGACCCUCGCAUAAAUAAAGUAGAACAAUACAUUUAAACUGUUGGAAUUGAUUAAAAUCACCUUCAUAGUCUAUUUUUGGCAUAUAUGACAUGCCAAUUGUUCAUACACAUAUUAGCAAUUGUGUCGAUCCGUAGAAAGUUCUAUUCAUCUGGGGGAUAUGACGUAACAAUACAAAGCGCCAUCCCCCCAAUGAAUAGAAAGCGCGAGCGGAUCUACGCCCAUGCAUGUUAGCAUCUGAGAAUCUUUUAGAUUAUUUACUGCCGGAACUUUAAAUAGGAUAAUAUAUAGAGAGUAUAUUUUUUGCGAAGGUGUGUGAAAAACACAUUUUUUAUGAAUAUCAUGUACAAGCUUAAUAGUCUAAAUCUGAAAUUUUUUCAAGUACAUCUUUCUUCAGGGCAAUUAAGAGCAAAUCAGAUGUUUACUAUGUAAGGUAGCAUAUAAACAAUCAAACAGUACUACAAAUGAUUUCAUGUAGCGAGUCAUUUUUGUUUCAUUUAUCAUCUAUGCAUCAGUUUUAUAUUUUUAUAUCGUGUGUUCUUCUUAUCAGUGGUGGUGGUGUUUUAUCAUUUUUAUUACCAUGUACAUGCAUUUUAAUUUUAUUAGACAGAAAAAUUAAAUCUUAUGUGAAUUUUUUUUAUAAUUAUGUGGAUUCUUGUUGAAAAGAAACACUUUUCUUCUGAAAUAUAUAUAUAUAUGCAUAAAUGUAUAUGAUUGUUUUCGGUAAUGUAGUCCAGCACUCACUUACAGGUUUCAUUAAUGCAUAAAAUUAUGUACAUGUAGAGGACGCCAAAAUUGCAAUAGAUCAUGUUCGUAAUGUAGUGAUAGUAUUAUUACAUUUGAAAUAUAUUUGUAUGCCAUACAUACAUAUACACUCAUGUUUUUACCUUCUUUUUUAGAAAACAUAUUUUUAAAUAUCAGACUUUCUUUGUCACUAUGAACGUUUGAAAUGACAUUUAUAUAUAUAAACUCCAUUCAGUUCCAGCAGGUUAGUAUGUCAAGCAAUUCAAGACCUUAAAUCACAAUGAAAUAACACAUGCGGAUCUAGCUGGAUCAGACGCAAUAAGCCUGUUCACGGUUGUAAACUGCGCACGAGCAGAAAAAGGUCAUUUGAGACAACCAUGAAGGUGGCUUUCAAAUUCACUGACAUAGGCAUUUGUGAUUUGAUGAUUAUUCAUGUAUUCCUUUCAAAAUAUUUAUCACAUCCAAGCUGAAGAGUAAUAAAUAGAGCCUUCAUAAUCACUGGUAUUUGACAGUAGCCUAAACAAUAGUCAAAUGUGCCAAAGGCGGACAAUAAAACAGAUUUCCAAACUUUAUCCCUGAUGUACUAUUCUAGUCACCUGGUCUAUACAAUGCCUUUUGUUCUUAGAAUUUGAAUACUCUACCGGUAAAGCUUACGCAACAUCUACAUUUAAAAAUGAUAGUGCUUAUCCUAAUGAAAAAUCACAAAGGUCAUUUAAGAAAAGUUGAUCAUGAGCUAACCGUGAACUGGCUUAUUCUUUUGAUGGGCCCACCAUUUUGCACAAACAAUUUGGCCUCAAACAUUGUAUUGCAUCUAACCCAGCUGGAAUCGCAAUUGGAAUAUGCUGUUAAUACAUAAAUUAUAGUUAUUAAUUUUGUUAUUCACAAUUCUUGUUUUCUUUACUGAUCAAUCUGGAUGAUGUAUAUAUAUUUUUUAUAAAGAUGGGAGAUCAGAUAUUUGAUCACAGUGAAAGUUCUCAACUUUCUUUCAACAUAUUUCAUGUGGUAAGAAAUCAUUAAGUGUAUUAGACUUCAUAGCAGUCAUAAUAUGAUUGAUUCAAAAUAAAAUAAUGCUCUUCUGUCUUAUAUACCACA